GUUUAAGGCAACGUGCUGGGUCUACUGAAGCUCCGAGAGGAGGAACCGUUAAUGAAGCUGGCCUUUUUGCACUGCGAGGAAAGCAGCAGCAGCAUCAGCAGCAACAACAGCAGGAUGGCAGCAGACGAAAUAGAAGGACAACGACCAGUACAACAACGAGCACCUCGACCUUGACGUCAUUUCCAGAUGAUGUGGCACAGCCCGCGGCACUUUUAGCCCCCAAUGAAGAAUCAUGGACGACGAAUUCACCAACCACAAGCGACGUACUGUACCUUGCCUUGGCAACGUCCUCCAAGUCCCCCAUCGAGCUCGUUGUAAAGCCACACAGCAAAGUCAUUCUACCCUGUGAACUCGAAGGGAACUACUCAAAACUUGUACAGCCUGAAGCCAGAAGUUACAGGAUAGAACCAGCGACUUGGCUUCAUGAUGAUAAUCCAGUGGAUAUGAUUACUAUCGACACAAGGACAGAAAUGAGUGGAACGGGUCAUAGAUAUAUCGGAGACUCUUCAACCGCUGCUUUGCAUAUCGACAAUGUCAGAUUAGAAGAUGAUGGAAUUUGGAGUUGUAGUCUUAAAGACGGCCAAGGAAAAUUACUUACCGGCCGACCUGUAAAGUUAGUCGUACUCGAGGCGCCUCGAGGGACGUAUUUGUUGAUAGAUGGCCGAAGGUUGGAUCCAGGAAAUCAGUUUGUACCGGUGAAAGAGGGCUCGGAACUGACACUCGAGUGUGCAGUGGAUGGUGGUAACCCACCUCCAAUUCUUGCCUGGGGCAUGACUUUAUCUCAAGCAACAUUGGAUGGUCCUGAACAACCACCAGACAAUCUCACCAUUUUACCAAACACUUCUGGUCGACAUAGUGGAGCACAUCUCAAAGUGUUAAGGGGUCAUCAUAAUGCCACCAUUAUUUGUGUCGCUCGACACGUCACACUUCCAACUCCACUCAACGCCAGUAUUCUACUUGACGUUCAAUAUACUCCAUCUUUUGCCAUUACGAGAUUACCAGGAUUCGGCGUACCUAUUGUUGAGAGAAUGUCCGUCAGUCUAAAAUGUGAAGUCGACAGUAAUCCGGCAAGUGCUCCAAUUUGGCAACGUGAUAAUGGACCACCACCAGUGGAGCAGAGUGAUGACGGAUGGCUAAACUUUACAAAAAUCAGUCGCAACGAAACUGGCUGGUACAAAUGUUACACGCGACACAUGUUGGGAAUUUUCACGAGCAUCGGCUACUUCCUCAACGUACGCUAUAAUCCGGAAAUAGAUACGGAAACAAAAUUGGUAAAUGGCGAGGUAACGGGUUCACGAAAAAUGGAGGUACAAAUUGGAGGUGCCGUUACAUUGGAAUGUGAUGGCGGAUGCUGGGGACAUGGUCCAGACAUGGAUCCUGUUGGUGGUCCAGGACCACUUGCCCUCAAUCGUGUUGUUUAUCAAGAAGCUGGUGAAUACAAAUGCGUUGCACCAGAUCCUAAAUUACAAAAUACAUGGCGAGCUCAAUUACCUUAUCAAAUUAAGGUUACAGGUCGCCCCAUAAUUCAUCCACUUUCACAGAAUUUAAUGGCAUACGAGGGUGAAUCAUUGGAUGUGAUAGUUGAAUUUUGUGCCGAGCCGUCCUACACAAAGAUCCUAUGGAUGUCGGAGAAAUAUGUUUACAUACCCGGCAGUGAAACACGUGAUGGAGUCCACGCGCUAACGAUAGAGGACGGCGGAACGGAGGCGUGUUACAGAACUAUUCUACGCUUCGAGUCCAUCCAGAGGUCGCACGCCGGGGAAUGGCUACUUCUCGUUCGGUCACCGGAAGGGAUUGCGGACGCUUCCGUUUUACUGAACGUGACGAGGGCAUCCGGCUACAGUCACGCCCACUUCCGAUCGCCGAGUCUCACGAAUCUUCUUCUUUGCUUGAUCCUUGGUUUUCUUCGUCAUCAUUGAAAAUAUUACAAACGUAUGAAAAAUUAAAUUAUAUUAAAAAAAAAAAAAAAAAAAAAAAAAAAAAAAAAAAUGCCAACUAAUUGAAGAUCUUGUUAGACGUGCGUUUUUCAUGGAAAAUUUAAGUGCGAGCUCAGUAUUAAAAAAAAAACAGAAAACAAACCCAAUCUCGAGACGCAUGAAUUCCAAAUUAGACCUCACGGAAGUUUUUUUUACGAAUAAAAAAUUAUUCGAAUUUUUAUUUGGAAGAAUUUUAUAAUGAAUUCUUAUUUCACUAAAACUUCAUUUUCCCGAAAUUUCAUUUGACCGAAAUUGCAAAUGUCCGAACAAAUAUCAAAAAAAAAAGUUCCGCGGGAAUAUAAGAAAUCGCAAAUAUAAAUUCUUCAAUAUAAAAAUUAGUCUCAUAAUAUCUACUUUAUAAAAUUCUCCUAAAUAAAAAUUCACUAAUUUUUAAUUCGACACCAAAAAAAAAAAAAAUUCCUACAGAUUGAACAUUUGUGCGUCACCCUAAUCUCCAAUACUAAAAAUCUUAUACAAAAAUAGGGAGGGGAGAAAAAAAUUUGCCUUCUGACACGAUUUUCAAAUUUAGUCCACACAAUAUAUUAUAUAUAAAUAUAUAUAUAUAUAUAUAUAAUAAAUACCCUUAAAGUCAAAUCAAACUCUUUCAUCAUCUUUAAAAAAUAAUAAUAAUAGAAUUUUUUCGUUAUUUUAUGCAAUCAAUGUCAAAUUGUACAGCUCAAGGAAAAAUUAUUAUUGUCAGAAAAGUUUUCUUCAAUUAAAAAAAAAAAACAAAAAAAAAAAACUAUAGGUCUUCCUUGGAUGCACGUACUAUUAAUGAAUUGAAUGCCAAUAAACUUGACGGCCUUUAUUCUUAAGGUUAAGAAAAGAGAAAGAAAGAAGAAGAAGAAAUAAACACUGCAUAGUAUCAAAAUUAAGGAUGCCUUUAAAAUUAUACCUUUUUUUUAAUCCGAAAUCAAAGAAAAUAGGGGAAAAUACAAUUUAGUAAAUAAUUAAAUUUUACAAAAAUAACCGAGAAGAAAGUUUUGUUAUUGUUAAUAAUUAAAUUUCAGAAUUAACGAUAAUUAAUAUAUACUAAAGGGUUUUUCUAAACCCGUAUAUAUAUAUAUAUAUAUUCCUAAAUAUAUACUGAUAAUUAUAAGAAUUAAAAAUAAUUUAAAAAAAUAAUAAUAAAAUUAAUAAAAAUAAAAAAAGAUAUUUUGGAAUGAAAAAGUAAUUAAAAGCAUAGGAAAAAGUUAAUAACAAGCUUUCGUGACUUUUAAUAAGAACCGUCCUUUCUAAAAUUAAAAAAGCAAUUUCUUCAAAACUUUUUUGUUCUUAAAUAAGAAAAAAAAAAAAUUUCCUUUUUUUUCCAAUGAAAAACUGCAAUCAUUGGUGAAAGAAGAAAAGUCCCGUUUUAUUUAUACAGAGAAAAAGUUAGAAUCAAAGAUCCAUUACUUUAAUUAUAAAGGAAUGUACCUUUAAUUCAAAAGAAUUGUGCAAAAAAAAAAAGAAAACUUUCUUCCACGGUUAUAUUACUUUUACUACUAUUUGCAAUUACUUUGACAAAAGUCUCAAUCAAAAUCAAAAGUAGAAAAUAAUUUUAUUAUAUAAAAAAAAAAAAAUGUAUUUUCCUUGAGAAAAGCAAUAAUUUGCAUCUCUAAUGUUGAUACAUUCAGUGAAUAAAAAAGCAAAAAAUAAGUGAGAAAUGAAAAAUGAAAAAAAUAUGUAGCAUAACGCUGGGCUUGUCUUGAGAUUAUUGCUAUAUAAAUAUAUUGUCAUACUUGUUAAAGCGAUGUAAAUAAUUGUAUAGAUGAUUUGUAUGUAGGGCGGAAUUUAUAUAUAUAUACAUAUAUAUAUAUAUAAAUUAUAAUGAAUAAAUAGAAUAAAUCAAGGUGUAUAUCAGAAAUGUAUGAAUGUGUGUAUGAAACGAAACAGAAAAAAAAAAUAUACGAUGACAAAUAUUAUAAAAGACGUAUGGUAAAAAAAUAAAUUUCAUCGAAAUCUUUCUACUUGGUGCAUUGAAAAUAAUUCCAUAAUUCGGAUAAUAAUCACAAUUAAAUUUAAUGCUCAAAAUUUUGUAACUUGAAUUUUUUUUUCACAAAAAUUCUUAUUAAAGUUACAUUUUGUCGAGCAAAAGAAAAAAAAAAUUGUGAAUAAUCUUUGAAAAUUACCUAACUAGAAAGUGUUUAGUGAAAUCAAAAAAAAAAAAUUGUUUUACCAAAUCGCAUUUGGUGAAUGAAGAUAAAAAAAAAAAUCUUCCCAACAAUUGUGAAGUUACAUUCUCGGGAGAUAUUAUAAAUAUUAUAAAUAUAUUAUAGGUAAAUUAACAAAUUGUUGUAUAUGAUCCUAGAUAAGUAGAUUUGUAACAUGUAUAUAGGAAAAGAAAAAAAAAACUGUAAAGGCUACGGUUAACGUGUGCCGAGCGACGAAUUAUACAGUAAUAAUGUUAGAGAUAUAUUUGACAUUUGUUGAUAUAUUUUUAUAAAGUUUUAUUUAGAGAUAAGUUCUCAUUCGUCUCCCAAUUCUUUUAAAUGUUAUCCUUCAAAAAAAAAACAAACUUUUACGAAUUCAGGUUUGAAGCAAAAAAAAAUAUAGUCGUAAAUUGCGUAGAAAAAUACACACACACACACACAUACAAAACAGAUAAAUAAAAAAGAGGAUAGAAAAAUCCUGCGAGUUGAAUUUUUCCUUUUUUCUUAUUAGGAAAAAAGUAAAUAAAUUUUAGGUGUAUAAAUAUAUUGACUCAAUUUUUUAAAAUAAUAUGGGCACGACAAAUUUUUUUAUUAUUAUUCGAAAAAGUGUCUAAAUGUAAAUUUGAAUAUUUUGAAACAAAAAUAAAUCACUAUCGUCGAUUUUAUUUUGUAAUGCUCUUUCUAUCAAAGAUGCAUAUCUAGACACACAUACAAAUUCAAGUUCCUUUUCAUCGAUUCGAUGUUUUUCCUAUACCGCGUUUCAUGAGGGUCUUCAAAAAAAAAAAAAAAAACUUAUGAAUGUGUUCAUAUGUAAUAAACGCUGAUUGAGCCGUGCAAUAGAUCCCGAUUGUGAAAAUAAAAAAAAAAAAAUGAAAACUCACAUCAACUGAAUAAAUAAGUUUUUUGUGCGAAA
Messenger RNA from Leptopilina boulardi, 5021 nucleotides. RefSeq names its product MAM domain-containing glycosylphosphatidylinositol anchor protein 1 (gene tei). Lineage: Eukaryota; Metazoa; Arthropoda; Insecta; Hymenoptera; Figitidae. Gene Ontology annotation, cellular component: cell-cell junction. The annotation marks the transcript as partial. The record is from RefSeq and is a predicted model, not a curated record. Gene Ontology annotation, biological process: cell-cell adhesion. The transcript is spliced from 9 exons. Gene Ontology annotation, molecular function: cell adhesion molecule binding.